Myxocyprinus asiaticus (Chinese sucker) is the source of this 4636-nucleotide messenger RNA. Its product is annotated as nuclear factor interleukin-3-regulated protein-like. The coding region runs from base 1047 to 2819 and encodes 590 amino acids. Gene Ontology annotation, cellular component: nucleus. Gene Ontology annotation, molecular function: DNA-binding transcription factor activity; DNA binding. The record is from RefSeq and is a predicted model, not a curated record. Gene Ontology annotation, biological process: regulation of DNA-templated transcription; circadian rhythm. Lineage: Eukaryota; Metazoa; Chordata; Actinopteri; Cypriniformes; Catostomidae. The transcript has 2 exons.
ACCAGUAUAUCGGGUGAAUGUCUUAUGUUUUUGGACACCUCCGGUCACUUCGAUAAGAUUGGUGGUUUAGGUAUAGUCGUGAUGAACGGAAACGUGGCUAGGCACCCAAAGCUUUCUGUUAUGCAACCGCUGACCUACUAACACACAUUCGAGGACGACGAGAGGAGAUUGUAUAUGUGAGUGAGUGAGUAAGAGAGGAAAACUGGAGCAAAGCCUCCGACAUAACAUAAGGACGAAGAGGGAGGGCGAGAGAGAGACGGCGAAUAGCAGCACAUUCAGCGAGUCACAUUAAUCGACACAAAGCCGGUGAGUGGAUCACGACCCACGCGGGACAUUUGCAGCACAAACUAGAGUUGUAAAGGGCAGGAAGGCAGACAAAAAUAGCAGAACUGGGACAAGAAACAGCAUACAGAGGCGCUGAAGAUCGGUCUAUUGAAAAAUAAAAGCGGAUUAUUCUGUGUAACGAAAGGAAUGUGCUAUUUUUCUUCGAUCUGCUCAACAAAGACUGGAACAAAACAGUGAGCUGAGACAGGUUUGAUGAAUGAUCAACAUCUUUAGCAGGGUGCCUGAAAAAACUAGGUCAUUCUCCAACAGUAACCCCAGCUUAUACUGUCACCGUCAGCCAUCAAUAACAAGACCUAACUUGGCUUCAAAAGUUUUUGGAGGAGCUUUGCCAAGUCCAAGUCAACAAACUUGUAUUGUCUUCAACCAGACAGAAUUGAAAGAAAGCUAAACAAAAAGGGGGACAUUCCCUUCUCUGGGAAGAAAAACUUAAAAACACACCUAUCCAAUGACAGAUGUUUUUGUUGAGUUCCAUCUUUUUCUUAUCUUUUUGGCCAGUCUGGACACUUGAACAUUUUGAAGACCGGUUAGAGUAGGAGGAAAAGAAUAUCCAUCAGAUCUCUUCCUCCUUGGAGGAACACAGAACCCCAUACAUCGUUGUGAAAACUGACAAUUAAGUGUGUUUUUGAAUACUCAAUUGUAUUAUUUUCAAUUUCAAUGUCAACUGAGUGCCAGUUAUACAAACUGGCCUCAAUAGCACCAUAAUGGAAAGCCUAAAUCUUUCUACCCAAAACAAUAGUGCCAGCUUGGAAUCUUUAGAAACCUUCUCAAACUACAGCGAGAGUUUACCAUCACCUCAAAUCGCCAGCUCUCCACGUCAAGGCCGACUAAUAAAACCAAAACCCAACGCAGCCUGUCGGCGGAAGCGCGAGUUCAUCUCGGAUGAGAAGAAAGAUGCGUCCUACUGGGAAAAACGACGCAAGAACAAUGAGGCUGCCAAGAGGUCAAGAGAGAAGCGCCGGAUCAAUGAUAUGGUGCUGGAGAACAGGGUAAUAGCACUGAAUGAGGAGAAUGUGCGACUGAAGACGGAACUCCUGCAAUUGAAAUUGAGAUUCGGACUCAUUAGCUCUGCCUCUUACAUGGAGAAAACCCAGCAGAUCAAUAAUGGCACUGAGGCGGCAACGAAUGGUGCUAUUGGUACCGGAGCAACCUCUGGAAAUCCAUACUACUCAAGCAGUGGAUAUUCCAGUGCUUCUCAGGUCAUGAUGAGCUCUGAUUCCUCAGAGGCUGAGCAGCCUACCAGGAGUGAACGCUACUCAACAUUACCUAAAUACUCCCCCCUUGGAUCACUGUCCGACAUGUCUGAUGGAUCUUCACGGGACAGUCCUGAACCUAUAAACUAUGACAUCAAGCAUGAGAGCUCUGGAAUGGAUAUCAACAGGCUUGAGGCAAGCGUUCUUAACGGCAUGUUCAAUGACCAUCAAAGUCUUGCACGAUUGGAGACUCAACAACUUCAAGAAAUGGAGCAGCAAGAAGGGACCAACUCCCCAGCCCCUCCAUCUGCCACACCCCAAAGAAGUGUCAUCCUCUUCCGUUCUGGAAGCAGUUCCUACCCUGUUGAGAGCCAAAGGGUUGAGGACAUGGAGCAGCAGGUGGUAUCCCAACCGCAACAAAAUGGGCAAAUCACUCACUUUACUCAAACAGAGUGCAGUCUGUCUAUAAGACAUGAUGGUUUAGAGACUCUUUCAGAGGUGGCACAACAGCUGGCCAGGAGAUCUUUGGAUUCACCAAAUUAUGAGUUCACAUAUGGCAAAGCAGAUACCAGCGAAAGCCAACAGUUUGUCAUUCAGCAACAAGACCUGAGUGUGCAAGACAGCACCCCAAAUUCUUUUGCACCAGAUCUGGUCAAUGAAUCUGGAAAAGCCCAGCAAUACCAGCGCUCAAAUGCCUACCUCGGCACACUCAACGAGGAACCCCCAGUGCUCACAUAUGAAGGAUGCCCGAGAACAGAUGGCUUCUACCAAGAGCACUGCUCUUCAGGCAAGGAUACCUCCUCUAGUGACGGAGACCCUCGCAGCUCAGAUAAGGAAGCCUCCACUGAUGAUGAAUCGCCCUCAUCCUCUUCCUCUGAUAUUGGUGGCUAUCACGUCAUCCACCAAUCAGCACCUUCACCCACCAUGGUCACCAAUGAUGGUUGCCAGUAUGGAGAUAACCAAGGCGAAAUGAAAGGCACAGCGCUGCCACACAAGCUAAGGCUCAAAUAUAGAGCACUAUCCAACGGUGGCUCCCAAGAUGUCCCCAAUUCAGCAUCAACAGCUGCUACGUCACCUGAUUCCGCUCUGCCUCAGCACCCAUACCUGGCACUAGCGCACGUUAGCCAGCAGCAAGGCAGCGGCUCUGGAAGCAGGGAAGAGGAGAGUGAAACAGCAGAUGAACUUUACACACAACAAUCUCCCUCCAGAGAGGAAGACGAGCUAAGGAAGGAAAAUGGGAAGAGGGGCUCAGGUGGGCAAGGCAGAAACAAGAAACGUGACUGAGACUGGCAUGUAAGAUCCUUUAAAUACAGUAAAGAUAGGACAUGAUAAAUGUCAUUUUUACCAUCCCAUAGAGGGAAAAAAGAAAAGGUACAAUUAAUUGCAUGAAAGUCUAUUACUUAUGCUUAACACCAGCCAGAAAGUGUUUUGCUCUUGAUCUGUUUUCUUAUCGAGAACAAUUGUGUGACCUUUUAAUGCAGCUCUGUUCUUUCACUCUUUCAAAAGCACUUAAUAGUAACUCAGAGUUACAAAGAGGAAAUUGAGCUCUUUCUAAUGAUCUUUUACUUCUUUUGAAAACAAACCUACAAAAUGAAUCUGUACAGCAACCUUUGACUCCUUGUCUCCACCUUUAAAUAUUUACAUAUCUCUGCCAUGUUUCGUAGCUUAGCUUUAUGAACGGGUAGUUUCUGAACCCAGUAUGUAGUUCUCUCCACAAGUUCAUGGAGUUCAAGACACAAGGACAUUUUUCCCCACUGAUUUCAGAAGGAAAACCUCAGAUUUAUGCCUCACUCUUAUCCUCUGCCUUUGGACUUUAGCAUUAUUCAAGCACUUGGAUUAUGUAAUACUGUGACAUGACUAAACAUAUCAUAUUUCAAUAUAUUUUAUGAGGAAAAACAUGUCAAUCUUUAAGAGUAGAAAAGUGGGAGAAAGAAUAUGAACAGUCUACAUUGGAUUCCUGUAAAGUCCUUCAUGUUCAUGAUGUUUGAUGCUUCCAUUUAUAUUUUUAAGUCAUCAUUCUUAUCUCACUGUAUCACACUGAUUGAAAGAUACCUGAAUGUUAUUUUCAUAGUGUUUCAGUCAUUUAUAGGUCAACGCAAACUAGUGACAAUGACCCUUCACCUCUUGUCCAUCACCUUACUGUAUAGUAUCACUGUAAAGGAGCUCGAUGGAUUGACCCUUUUCAAAAGGCCACUGUGACCAAUUCUUUUAAAAAAAACGAAACAAACAAACAUUGCAAUCUACCUGACAUUCAGCCAAAUUAGAGUCAAAGCCCUUUCAGAAAUGUCAAGGCAGCCUCUUCUGAGACUGCGCUAACUUGCCGAGUGUACAAAGUGUAAGAUAUACCAUUGCCAUCUUUAGAUGGUCGUGUCCUCUGUGGUCAGGUUUCAGAGAUGCCUCACAUGCUACCUCAUGAGAAGAAAUUGUUGAGGUUACGCAGAACUGAAGUGUUUUUCUUCUUAAAGGAGAAUUAAUCUUUGGUGUGUGUAGCCCAUUACAAUGUCAUACCCAUCAACUGUUGCUUAAAAGUUACCACAGAGUAAAAUGCUGCAGCACACAACUGUUACACACUCAGUAGUAAGUCAUAGACACAAAUUUAGCAUCAAUCCCACUAGUUGUCUUUGUAGAAUUUACCACAGCUGAAAGCUGCUUCUGCACUGAAUUUUUUUCUUCAGAUUUUAUACAAUCUGUGUUUAUUGUUCCCAAACAGGUGCCUGGCACUGGCCAUUAUGUAAAAAAUGUACAGACAAAUUCUCUUUUGAGUAUUUUAAGUUUGUAUCAAGUUUAUUUUGGCAUUCUAUAAUAAUAAUUAUUAAUAUUGUGUUUUAUAUUGUAUUCCAAUGCUAUUAUUCUUUUUUGCGGGGUUAAUAUUUUCUUGUGUCUGUUGUCCAUUCACCUCAAUGUGAUACAAUAUGUAUGUAUUUUCAUGUCCUGUUAUUCUAUUUCGCCUCUGUAACCGGGUGUAUUGUGUGGUAUUUACCGAAGUUUUCAGAAAAAAAAAAAAAUGUUUGUAAAAAGAGGAAGGACGUACCUGUCAAGGUGCUCAGAAUGACACUAAAAGAGCGACAAGAAAAAUAAAACAUGUUGUAUGUUACAUUUAA